AUGGAUCUUGAGACAAAGUUUACAGAAAAUUUCCACUUCAAACCCAACAUGAAAAACCAUGAGAAUCUUUUCAGUGUUCCUUCAUCUCAAGGAUUCUUACAAGAUUUUAAUCACAUUGAUAAAUUUAAUCUGCAUGGUACCUUCUUCAAUCCUGGUUCCGGGGUCCAAAACUUUGAUCCUAGUGAUAACUUUUCAUUUGUUGAUAAUGAAUUCAAGCCAUUUGUGGAGAAUAAUAGUGGUAAUGGUCAUGCUUUUGUCAUGGAUAAUUUUCUUCAUGGAGGUUAUGGCUUGAACAAUCUUUCUCAGAAGAAUAAUCAAGUCGAAACGAUGGUUACAAACCAAAGUAACUAUUUUCCCUUUAAUAUUAAUAUUCCUCAAGAAACAAAGCCUUUGAACUUUGUUGCACCAGAUGAAGUUUCAUGCACUCCUUCAAUGAAAUUUUACAAAAGAUUUGGCAUCAACAGAAACACCAAAGGAUAUCCUAUCUCUAGAAGAUAUCGUAAGAAUUCCAACGUUGUUAAAGGACAAUGGACAGUAGAAGAAGAUGGGUUGUUGAUUCAGCUAGUUGAAGAAAAUGGUUUGAGAAAAUGGUCUCGCAUUGCUCAGAUGUUGCCCGGUAGAAUCGGAAAACAAUGUCGAGAGCGAUGGCAUAAUCAUUUAAGGCCUGAUAUUAAGAAGGACAUAUGGAGUGAGGAAGAGGAUAGAAUAUUGAUCAAAGCUCAUGGAGAGAUAGGAAACAAAUGGGCAGAGAUAGCUAAGAAAUUACCAGGAAGAACUGAAAACUCAAUCAAAAACCAUUGGAAUGCAACAAAGAGACGACAAUAUUCGAAAAGAAAGUGUCGUUUGAAAAACCCUAGAGGAAAUCUUCUACAAGAAUAUAUCAAAAGCUUGAACUUAGACAAAAACCCUCCAAAAGAUUAUAGAAGAAAAUCUUCAACUAGUGUUAUGAAAAACAAUACCAACAAAGACACAACAAUAACAAUAACAACAACAGCUCAGUCUCAGUCUCAGAAAGCUGAACAGUUUCGUCCAAAUGAUCAUGAGUGUUUGGUACCAAGUUGUGGUUUUGAUGAUGUUCCGGAUUUUUGUUUUGAUGAGAGUUUGUUUCAAGGUGGGUGUAGUAUUGAUUCUCUGCUGAAUGAUGUGCAAAUUAUGGAAGGAAAAAAACAUUGUGAUGCUGAGAAAGAGGUUAUGGAUUCUAUGUUUGGAGUUGAAGUUAAGAAGGAGAUGGAUUUGAUUGACAUGGUUUUUUCAUGUCAAUGA
Molecule: messenger RNA, 1263 nt
Organism: Lathyrus sativus (Indian pea)
Lineage: Eukaryota; Viridiplantae; Streptophyta; Magnoliopsida; Fabales; Fabaceae
Source: the annotation of a GenBank genome assembly